GACGUCAAUCGCGGGGCGUGUGUCUUGCUGGGACACAGUGGAGGUCUAACCUCUGGUUUGCGGAGCGGUCGGGUGUAUUCUCCGCUCGCCCCCACGCCCUCGAGGCCCCCGCCGCCCAACCCAACGGCGGAUCCAGCCAGUGGCUCCCACGGCGCCCUCCCGCACCGGAUCGCUCCUCGCUGGGGCGGGACCUGGCCCGACGGCUCCGGUCACUAUGAGUGAAACACCUUUCAACCUAAUAUCAGAAAAAUGUGACAUUCUCUCAAUUCUUCGGGAUCAUCCUGAAAACAGGAUUUACCAGAGGAAAAUCCAGGAACUCAGCAAAAGGUUCACCGCGAUCCGCAAGACCAAGGGAGAUGGGAACUGCUUCUACCGGGCCUUGGGCUACUCGUACCUGGAGUCUCUGCUGGGGAAGAGCAGGGAGAUCCUCAAGUUUAAAGAGCGUGUCCUGCAGACCCCAAACGACCUUCUGGCUGCUGGCUUUGAGGAGCACAAGUUCCAGAACUUCUUUAAUGCUUUUUACAGCGUGGUGGAGCUGGUGGAGAAGGACGGCUCCGUGUCCAGCCUGCUGAAGGUGUUCAACGACCAGAGCUCCUCGGACCGAAUCGUGCAGUUCCUGCGCCUGCUCACCUCAGCCUUCAUCAGGAACCGCGCGGACUUCUUCCGACACUUCAUCGACGAGGAGAUGGACAUCAGAGACUUCUGCACUCACGAAGUGGAGCCCAUGGCCAUGGAGUGUGACCACAUCCAGAUCACAGCCCUGUCCCAGGCACUGAACAUUGCCUUGCAGGUGGAGUAUGUGGACGAAAUGGACACGGCCCUGAACCACCACGUGUUCCCCGAGGCCGCCAUCCCUUCCGUUUACCUGCUCUAUAAAACAUCCCACUACAACAUCCUUUACGCAGCCGAUAAACGUUGAUUAAUUUUGGGCCAUGCAGUGGAGCCUGUCACCUAAUGGGACUGCAUUCUGAAUGGAACAUCAUGGCUUUGCAAUUUUUUAAGCGAUUUAGACUGUAGUUAAAAAUGUGCAGCCUUUGGGUCAACAUCACUGGGAAUAAGGCCUACUCCCUAUGGACUGUUGGUAACUUGGUGAUAUUUUUAAUAUUUAUUUUCAAGGAGGAACAAAUAUUUUCUAACCCUGGGGUAGGAAGCCAGAACUCCUGGCUCUACUCUCAGUCCCCUGAGACCUUGCGUAGGACACCUCCCCUCUCUGGGCCCUUUUGAGGAGGUUCCUGCCACUGUUGACAUCCUGUUGGAUAAAAAUGGGGUCCUCUGGUUUCUUUUCACGAGGGGCAGCGCCUCCCUCUUCUGGGAGGAAAAGCUCAAGGUCAGCUGUCUUAAGUGACGUAACCAGUUCUAUAAAAAAAGUCAACUCAAGCGGCUCUUGGACUGGACUUCGGUGGAUGGAGCGCUGAAGCUAACUUGAGUACGAGGGCUUCGGUGUACUCCCAGCCGUUCACAAUGGAGUGUUUUCUUCCCCCUCACUUGAGAAAUAAGAGGCUUUUAUGCCAGAGUCUAGAAAGGAGCCUGUAGCCGUCUGCAUGAAGCCUCUACCUCCCUCAAGGCCAGGGCCGUCCCACCUGGACAGAGGCUUGAGAAAGACUAGGGUCUGGGACCAAGAAGCUGCCUCGUCAACCCCAGCACAUCCUGGAUGGAGACUUGAGACACUCGGGCAGGUGGAGACAUGGACCGGCACCGGCAGCCGCAGGCCCCAGCUGAGCAGAGCAGACGUCUUUUGAGGCUACCACUGGCUUCCUUCCCCUUUCCCCCUGUCUGGUUUAUGGGCUGCUGAGAGGUUAGGUGGGAAGAACAGAGCUGCAUGGAGGAGACUGGCAGUGGGGGAGACCACCACUGUGGACACUGCCUGGUAGCCAGGAGUGUCUGGCCAGUCUCCUUGUUCAUCUACCUGGACACGGCCCUUCACCUCCUCACCUUGCUGCCUCGGGGCCUCGAGGAGCCCUGGCUGGGCUGGGGCACAGCCAGCAAGCUCUCUUCCUCUGUGGGGGUGGGGGGUGGGGGGUGGAAUUGCCCCUUGGGGUGGGCACUUCCUUGAUGGAAGGCCUUCUCAUAGGAGCACCGGGUAACAGACUGCUCCCAGUCCAUACACACGCCAGACUCUCAUCACUCUUCCGCCUUUGUGAAGUCCGACGUCAGGGUGCUUUUAGUCUCAGGCAGGGACCCAGGUUCCCACAUGGCCCUUGGCUGGAAUCGGGACCCAAGGGCUCAAGCUAAGUGACUGUCACUUUUUCACAGGAAUGUAUAUCUGCCCCUCAUCUCUUAACUGGCUCAGUGUCCCGCCUUGCUGUGACAAGUGCACCGAAGAGUGGGGGUAACACGCUCCCUGAUUUGUCAGCAUCACAAUCCCUGUUUCCAAACAGGGACCGAGCUCAAGCUCGGCUGCCCUGUGGGCUUGUGAGAGGGGUCCUGGGCCUCCGGCUGGGCUCUCGAGCACAGCGUCAUCGGCACUGACUGCCACCGAACAGCACUCAGGGCGAGUGCGCAUUUACAAAAGCAGAGCUUUUUCUUUGGCAGACAGGCUGCAGAAAGUCCCCCAAGAUGUGUCUAGGCAGUGCUUCCAGGCCAAGAGCCUGCCAGUGCUCAGAGGGGACUCUCCUUCCCCUCUGAAGAGAGCCUAUCAGUUUAGUAUCACUGCUCAAGAGAGGCAGGCUGUUUUCAUGACCUUGUCCUCUGCUCUCCCACUUUUCACAAAACCACUGGCCAAAUCCAAACUGCUGUUUUCCCUUCACUGUGGAGGAAAAGGAGUGGCAGGAUGCAGAGGAACUUUAGCUUAGUCAAAAUCCAGUCACCUGCAGGCGUGCCCUUGCUUGUCUACAGCAGCCAGUCACGCCGGGGAUCACACUUCGUGGUGAUUCUCCACCUGCCCCACAAAGCCUUCUCUUUCCAGACCAAAAGCUGGAAGGAGACUUUAUAAAUCAGUGUGAACGGUUAGCAACAAAAAGAACUGUUGUUCUGGCUUUUGGUUCCUAUUUUAAGCACAAAGGAGCUUUGGAAACAGGCUGCCUGAGUUCAAAUCUCAACUUUAUCAUUAACUAUGUGACCUCAGCCAAGUCACUUCAGCUCCCAGAGUUCCAAUGCCCACAUUAGUGAAAUGGAGACAGUACCAACACAUCACAGGAUUACUGGUUCAAGUGCAACGAGAUUACGUGUGGAAACAAUUUUAAGAGCUGACACACAGUGAGUGCCCUCCAAAUGGGAAGCAUCUCCCCUUCCGUGUCCCAUGGGAUGCAGCGGAAUGUUGCAAGAAACACACCAGCUUGGCAGUGGCACUGUGGUUCCCCAAAGAGUAGGAAUAAGUUUGCAGACCAAACACACUCCUAUGAGCAAAAAUGGGGCAGGGGCUGCAGCUCAGUGAGGGGCUCCCUAGAGGCCCCUGACCCGGUGGGAUGUAGGCCAGGCAGUUGGUGAAAACGUUCUCCUAGCAUUAAAACAGUUUCUGGAAA
This is a messenger RNA of Sus scrofa (pig), 3461 nucleotides long. RefSeq names its product OTU deubiquitinase, ubiquitin aldehyde binding 2 (gene OTUB2). NCBI's taxonomy places the organism in Eukaryota, Metazoa, Chordata, Mammalia, Artiodactyla, Suidae. Gene Ontology annotation, biological process: protein K11-linked deubiquitination; negative regulation of double-strand break repair; protein K48-linked deubiquitination. The record is from RefSeq and is a predicted model, not a curated record. Gene Ontology annotation, molecular function: ubiquitin binding; cysteine-type deubiquitinase activity. Gene Ontology annotation, cellular component: nucleus.